UUUUUUUAUUCAGUCUAAACAAUUUUAUGUCACAGUAUUUGCAACAGACAAUUCAGAUAAGCUAAUGUACACUCCACUAGCAAUAAUUUUCGUAUUAUCACAAGUGAGCCAUGGACACUGGCAUUCAUCUGUUGUACAAAUGGAAGAUCUUAUGCACGAGGAAUUAGGCCUGGUGAAAAAUAUCGAGGAAUACAUUGCUAGUCGAGAAAAGAAGCUAGCAAGGGUCAAAUUUGUCGUCGAUAGAUUGAACGCGGAAGCGGAAGGAGCGGCUGUUGAUGUUGAAAAAUAUCUUGGUCAUCCUGUCAAUCAAUAUCUGCUACUUAAACGUCUGAUAAUGGGGUUUGAAUUGAUAGAAGAUUUAAUUGAUAGAAAUAGGACAUUUGCUGAUCAUUUAUCAACGAUUAGGUCGAAUAUUCCGGACAAAGAAGACAUUAAAGAAAGUGCGACUGCGCUGAGAAGAUUGCAGGUUACUUACAAACUAGACAUCCAGCAACUGGCAAAAGGGAUCGUUAAGGAUGCAAAUGCCGGUAGGUCGCUAUCAGCGGAUGACUGUUACCAGAUUGGUGAAGCAGCUUACCUUGACAAAGACUUCUAUGGCUGCGCGUCGUGGAUGGAAGAAGCAUACAACAGGGUGUGGGAGGGGGAUACAUCACGUGGAUGGUUUGAAGUUUCCGACUAUUUAGCAUACGCACAAUCAGAGCUUGGAAACUUUGAAAGAGCUUUUUCUUUAACGAGAGAACUUUUAACUGCAGAACCUGAUAACGCUAGGUUACUAGCGAAUUUUGCUCUUCUUAGUCAGCAAGUUGACGACCUUACCAAAGAUGGCACCCAAGGAGGGGCAGUGAUGGGCCCAGAAGACAAAACGGAACGACAAGCAUUGUACGAACGACUUUGUCGAGAUGGUGGUGAUCCUGUUCCGAGUGACGUAACAAAAAAUUUAAAAUGUUAUUUGUGGCAUAAUAAUCAUCCUUUUAUGCGUGUUCAGCCAAUCAAAAUGGAGGAACUCUGGAAGUCACCGUCAAUUGUUCGUUUCUAUGAUAUUAUAUCCGAUAAAGAGAGUGACAUUAUUAAAAAACUUGCGAAACCAAAACUUAAAAGAGCUACUAUCCUGAACGAGGAGCUUGGCGAAAACGGUAAAAAGCCUGCGAAACAUAGGGUAGGGAAAACUGCAUGGCUCACAGACAGAAAACACCAAGUUGUUCAGAAGUUAAGUGAGAGGAUGUCAGCCAUAACUGGACUCGGAAUAAAAACAGCCGAACCGCUACAGCUGUCGAAUUAUGGUAUUGGGGGGCAUUUUCUUCCUCACGUCGACUAUCUUCGCGCUCAUGAGCAAACGGAUAUAGAAAGAGAUAAUGGUCCGAGAAUUGCAACUGUUUUGCUGUAUUUAACAAACGUAAAAUAUGGCGGCGCGACUGUAUUUUUGCCGCAAAAACUUUAUGUUGAACCAAUCAAAGGGAGCGCCAUCUUUUGGUUCAAUAUUUUAACAUCGGGAGAAUGUGAUGAAAGAACUCGCCACGCUGCGUGUCCCGUACUUAACGGGAUAAAAUGGGUGGCCAACAAAUGGAUACAUUCGAAUGAACAAAUGUUUACAAACCCAUGCAAACUAGAUGAAUAUGCAGAUUAUACGUUCAGCUAAUUUUGUUCAAAGCGAAAUUGUUGUUUACAGAAUUUACUCGGAAUAAGGUCACAGAUUGCACAUCUGAGGUUCUAAUCCCAUGGUGUAAUAAAUUGAGUAGGCAAAGCCGAAUAGGAAAUAUCUAUUCAAUUGUUUCGUUUAUUCUUAUUUUAAAUUAUUUAAGAAGUUUUGCCCGAUCUCAAUAUUGUGCAAUCCCAUUGUUUUGGUUGGUAGGUGGGUGCGUUUUUAACUUUAGGUGAUGAUAUAUUUCCAGAUAUAUCUGCACUUCCGGUACACUGUUUGCACAUUUAUUUUUCAUGUAAUUACGAGGGAAUACAAUGAUUGAUAUUUCGUGAA
This is a messenger RNA of Styela clava, 1972 nucleotides long. Its product is annotated as prolyl 4-hydroxylase subunit alpha-2-like. Lineage: Eukaryota; Metazoa; Chordata; Ascidiacea; Stolidobranchia; Styelidae. Gene Ontology annotation, biological process: peptidyl-proline hydroxylation to 4-hydroxy-L-proline. Gene Ontology annotation, molecular function: iron ion binding; procollagen-proline 4-dioxygenase activity; protein binding. The record is from RefSeq and is a predicted model, not a curated record. Gene Ontology annotation, cellular component: endoplasmic reticulum.